Siniperca chuatsi (mandarin fish) is the source of this 1438-nucleotide messenger RNA. RefSeq lists its product as uncharacterized. The transcript is spliced from 3 exons. Gene Ontology annotation, biological process: DNA integration. The record is from RefSeq and is a predicted model, not a curated record. Bases 1 to 720 code for a protein of 239 amino acids. Gene Ontology annotation, molecular function: nucleic acid binding. NCBI's taxonomy places the organism in Eukaryota, Metazoa, Chordata, Actinopteri, Centrarchiformes, Sinipercidae.
AUGUCGCAUUGCAACACACCAACAACACUCCCAAUACUCAAAGUUCCAGAAGUGCUCACAGACAUCAUCCUUUGUGCCAUGGACGCAGAAACAGCCGAUCUCCUGAUCUUUCAUAUCCAUGGAAUCCCUUCUGCUAUAGUCUCUGAUCGAGGCCCCCAGUUCAUUUCCCACGUGUGGAAAGCAUUUUGUUACUUGCCCUUGGUAAGUUUGUCAUCUGGUUUUCAUCCCCAGACUAACGGUCAGACAGAGAGGGCAAACUUGGAAGCUGCCCUGCGCUGUGUCACCGCAACCAACCCGUCUUCAUGGAGCACUCAUCUGGCUUGGGUGGAAUAUGCCCACAAUGCGCUGACCAGUGCCACCACAGGUCUGUCUCCUUUCGAAGUGUCAUUAGGAUACCAACCACCUUUGUUUCCCUCCUGGGAGGAAGAAAUAGCUGCCCCCAGAUGCACCUUUGGCGUUGUUGGAAAUUGUGGAGGGAUGCCCGCGCUGCUCUGCUUCGCUCAGCAACCUGGAACAAACACACAGGAUACUGGCCCUGGACUAUACUCCAGGCCUGCUUCUUCGCCACGCACCCCUGCCUGCCAUUCUGCUCACUAUGCCAUGUCAGACAAUGGUGAGACUCCUCGUGUUCAUCGCCAUUGUCUGCAGCUCCGCUCAUCGCCUGUCAAGCUUCACACCUAUCCUGUGGAACCAUCUCCUUUUGCCCUACCUGUGAACUAAUAAACUGUGUUUAGCCCAUAUUCCUCUCUCCAAGUCCUGUGUUUGGGUUCAGUCUACAUAUGAAAUUGUAACACUAACACAUUAUUGGCUUUGGUCUUUCUAUGGGAUUUGGUGACAAUAGUGCUGAAUAAUGCCAGCCUUAUUGUUUAAGUACAGUUCUUUAGUAAAUGUACUUUCUGCCACAGAUCAUUAAGCCCAUAAAGAGAGAUUUAGGAUUUUAGAACAAGGUAGCAAACUCAGAAGAAUUGAAAGACUAAUGUAUGGUUAUGUCUUUUUAUGGGAUUUGUUGACAGCAACAAAAAUAGAAUAUCACCAUCCUUUAACCAAGACCACAAUCAGCUGCUUUGAGAUCUCUAAACAUAAACAUGUUAAUUCAUGAUUUUGUUGCCAGGAGUGGAUGAAUGAAAUAUGUAGAUGGUGAACAUUUCGCAGAUAUGUUCAGUAUGAACAUUUAGCAUUUUGCGGGCUGCUAAACCAGUGCCAUUUUAUUAACAAUUUAUUGAUAUUUUCUACAGCAGGACAGGGGCAAGGGGAGGGGUGUGUGUACUACCAUUGGGCCAUCCCCCCUGUUAAAAAUGAACAAAUCGCCUACUGACAGCGACGUACAGCUGAAGUCAGAGCUCACCAGCUAUGAGAAGCUAAUGUCAGCAGAAAUUUGAGCAGAAAGUGUUUUUUUAUUUACACACAGUGUGUUUGUUGUAUUGACAUCACAUGCCAA